UACUAUAUCUGCAUUACUAUUCUCCUAGCCUAACAUAGAUAACAUCUCCUAUCUACUCUAGGCCUGCAUAGCAUAGCAUGAUGAUGCUAUCAUAGUAGAAUGAAUACUUAACCAAAACCAAACAUAAUUAAAUCCAUGCUUCGAUCCUUGUUCCAAAAUGCAUAGUAUUACUAAACAGGUAAGUUACCGGAAUGAUAAGACAGUGUUAGUGAAAGUUUAUGUUGAGAAGCCUAAGAAGAAGAGAUCAUCAUCAAUUCAACAGUAUCACCAUCAUCAUCACUAUUAUCAUAUUCAUCACACGGUUACACAAGAAGUAAAUGAUGGUUCAAGUAGUAGUAAUAGUAGUAAAGGAUAUGAUAGAAAAUCAGGAUUGCUUAUGUACUCGCGUCUCCUUCGGAAUUCUGUAAGAGGAGAAGCAUCAUUCAUGCCAUUACUUCCUAGUCAUUCGGCAAAUAAUACUAUCCAACCUACAAAUCAGUUGAAUUCUAUCAAGAAGCAUGGAGGAACGACAUGUUGCUUUGGAAAUUGGAAAUUUCUAGUUCCAAGCUUCUUAUUAAGAUCAUGGUCAAAUGACCCAAAAAAGGAGAAAAAGAAGAAGCAAGGAAUUUCAGGAAAUGGAUUUAAAAAAUUGCAGGUAAGUAAAGGAAAAGGUUUCAUUGUGAAAGUAUUUUCCACAUGCAAAUGAGCUUGAAGUUCAACUCUGCAGUGACUGUUCAAUUGUCUCAAGGUGUAAAGCCUCAAAUAUGGGUUCAAAUAAAAGAUAUUAGUACAUGUAAAGAAGAAGAGAAUAUGAUACGUUAGAGGAAAUUUAAUGGUAUUGCAGUAUAAAAUAGGAAGUAUAAAUAUAUGUGCAACAAGUCAAAAGAUAAAACUAUCCGCAAAUAUACACAAAUACAAGCACAAAAGCAUAUUAUCGGCCAAUAAUAUAUCAUGAACGAAUUAGGUUUAAGUUCU
Lathyrus oleraceus (garden pea) is the source of this 954-nucleotide messenger RNA. RefSeq lists its product as uncharacterized. The coding region runs from base 158 to 685 and encodes 175 amino acids. The record is from RefSeq and is a predicted model, not a curated record. The transcript is spliced from 4 exons. NCBI's taxonomy places the organism in Eukaryota, Viridiplantae, Streptophyta, Magnoliopsida, Fabales, Fabaceae.